AUGUCUAAUAGUACUAGCCCUAGCGUGUUAAGUUAUUUACGACAAUAUAGGUUUCAAAGGAAACCAACACCUGGUUCCAGUGGCACGGUCACAGUUGUUAGACCGUCAAGUUCUCAAUCACAAAUUAGAAUGCCAGCACCUGCCACAACAUCCACAAAUGGGCCAAUUGUAUACAAAAGGAUACGGGUGAUGGAUUCAGACUCUGAUGAGGCAGCAUCACCAGCCAAGAGACCUACUAUGGAACUCACAACUGCUGUUAAGGAGCGGAGAUUUAGGAAUAUGAUAGAAAUGUUUCCCGAAAUAUCACCUCUGUUCGUCAAGAACACAUUAGUGAAACAUGGUUGGAACGAAGAGAGAUCCCGCGAUGAACUUCUAAAGCAUGACCCUGAGAGUGAUGAUAAACCAGCCACCUCCUCUUUCUUUGGUUCGCGGCCAGGCUUCUCGGGAGUUCCCAGAGGAAAUGGAACGGCAAUUAUCAGGAUGACAAAUAGACAGGGUCAGACCAUACUUACGAGGAGAGUUCCGCAGAAGGUCGGCAGUGUCAGACGUGGAAGUAGCGGCAGUGAAGAUGAUGACUACGGAGUUAAGAAAGGCAAAGAUGAUAAGGUUUAUGAUAGUGAUGACUCGGACAACGAAAUCAACAACGAUCUAAUAGGCGACAAGAAAAGAGUCUUUGAAUUCCUUAACACGAGCAGUCUGAAUGAACUGUCACUGCUCAGCGGUUGUUCGCAGAAGAAGGCUGAAGCUAUCAUCGCUCAGAGGCCAUUUAAAGGGUGGUUGGAUAUGGUUGAAAAAUUCAACAACAACAAAAUGCUCAGUACCGAUCUGUUGAACUCGACACAAGAGUUGCUCUGCACCAGGAAUAAUAUACAGAAGUUGAUGAAGAAGUGUGUCGGCUUGGCUCAACAGCUGGAGGCGGCUGUGGCGGCGGGUGCCGGAAGGUUGAAACAACCAGCUAUACUACAUUCAAGCUUAAAGCUAGCUCCUUACCAACUCGUUGGUUUGAAUUGGUUAGCGGUGCUCCACAAGCAAGGUGUGUCAGGAAUCUUGGCUGAUGAGAUGGGCUUGGGGAAGACGGUCCAAGUUAUAGCAUUUUUAGCGCAUUUGAAAGAAACGGGACAAGCUAAGGGCACACAUUUAAUUGUUGUGCCCGCUUCGACAUUAGAUAAUUGGAGUACAGAGCUAGCGCGUUGGGUACCUACGUUCAGAGUCAGCAAGUACUAUGGCCCACCGGAAGAAAGGCGAUUACUUCGCAUCGAAUACGCCAAGAGUUUGGACCAAUAUGAUGUAGUACUUACCACGUAUACAAUGGUUAGCAGUUGUCCGGAAGAGCGGAAAAUGUUUCGCAUCACACCCAUGCACUACGUCAUAUACGACGAGGCGCAUAUGCUCAAGAAUAUGGCAACACAGCGGUAUGAUAAUCUACUUAAAAUUAAGUCGAAGCACAGACUGCUGUUGACCGGCACUCCGCUCCAGAACAAUUUGGUGGAAUUAAUGUCUCUCUUGUGCUUCGUGAUGCCACACAUGUUUUCCGGCAAGACUGACGACUUGAAGAAUUUGUUCCAGAAGAACUCUAAGGCGAAAACUACUAAGAAGACGAACGGAAGCACGGACGAAGACGUGCCCGCGUUCGAACAGAGCCAGAUCACUCAGGCGAAACGAAUAAUGAAACCCUUCGUGCUGCGGCGGUUGAAGCAGGACGUGCUGCAGGAUCUACCGAAGAAGACCAACCACAAGGAGUUGUGCCCCAUGUCUGAUAGACAACAGAAGCUGUAUAAGGACCUUAUAGCUGCGUUCUCCUCGUCUAAAGAUGGAAUGGUACACGCAACAACGGAGCAAAGCGGGAUGUCCAUGAUGAUGGACAUGCGGAAAUUGGCCAACCAUCCCCUAUUAUUGCGCUACCACUACCAGGAGGCGGAGUUGAGACAGAUUGCCGCCAGGCUGGCCAGGGACCCCGGUUAUAAGGAGAAGAACGAGCAAUAUGCCUUCGAGGAUCUCCUAUUUAUGUCUGAUUUCCAAAUACAUCUGCUGACGAAGCAGUAUCCUUGUAUAAAAUCCUUCUCCAUACCGUCCCACCUCAUAGAAGACUCCGGCAAGUUCAAGAAAUUAGAUGAAAUGCUGCCAAAAUUAAAAGCUGAGGGACACAGGGUGCUAAUAUUCAGCCAGUUCACUAUGAUGCUGGACGUCUUGGAGCCCUAUUUACAAUUAAGAAGGCAUCGCUACUUGAGGCUCGAUGGGAGCACGGCUGUCAAUGAUAGGCAAGAAUUAAUAGACCAAUACAAUACUGAAGACAUCUUCGUGUUCCUAUUGUCGACCAAGGCAGGUGGACUUGGUAUCAACCUGACUGCAGCAGACACAGUGAUUAUACAUGAUAUUGACUUUAAUCCUUAUAAUGACAAACAGGCUGAAGAUAGAUGUCACAGGAUGGGUCAAACCAGGCCCGUGACUAUAUACAGGCUGCUCAGUGCUGGCACUAUCGAGGAAGGAAUCUAUCAAGUCGCCCAAGAGAAGUUGACUUUAGAGAAACAUGUCACUGGUGUUGACGAAAACGAACCACAAGAACAGAAAAAUGUAGUCCGUCUAUUAUCAGCUGCGUUGGGAUUGACGUCUCCCAGCAAAUGA
Leptosia nina is the source of this 2622-nucleotide messenger RNA. The record is from the annotation of a GenBank genome assembly. NCBI's taxonomy places the organism in Eukaryota, Metazoa, Arthropoda, Insecta, Lepidoptera, Pieridae.